Messenger RNA from Aedes albopictus (Asian tiger mosquito), 5936 nucleotides. It is a transcript of the gene me31B, whose product is annotated as ATP-dependent RNA helicase me31b. Gene Ontology annotation, biological process: cytoplasmic stress granule assembly; negative regulation of translation; P-body assembly. The coding region runs from base 961 to 2280 and encodes 439 amino acids. The record is from RefSeq and is a predicted model, not a curated record. Gene Ontology annotation, molecular function: RNA helicase activity; ATP binding; mRNA binding. Gene Ontology annotation, cellular component: P-body; cytoplasmic stress granule. The transcript has 7 exons. Lineage: Eukaryota; Metazoa; Arthropoda; Insecta; Diptera; Culicidae.
UCCAGCCAGCCAGCCAGCCGUUCAUUAUACGAUUGUUGGCAUCGAGUAAAGAAGUAAAAGCGCAAGAGAGAAGACGUGAAAAAGUUUUUGCAAGUGAAGAAUAAAAUCAGAAAAAUUGAACGGCAAAGCGGUUUAGCAGUGGAAAAGUUGCAAAAUUUGAGCUAAUCUAUGCACCUGAGCAAAAUCGGAACGACGCAUACGAGACUGCACCCAAACCUGCAGGAACAUUUCGGUGUUCGAACCAUCCUUUGCGGGACACUGUCCUCCGGUAGUGCUAAUCAGCAACCGCCCAGACGCGUUGUCGGUAAAACUGUGAUCCUCUGAAGAAAAAGAAGAAGUUCUCUGUCGAAUCAAAACGUUGACAUAACAAAAAAAAACAGACAUUCGAGCACAACAGAACCCAGCCGACGUUUUGUGUCGAGUUUGCGGUAGCUCACCAACCAAUUUAUUAAAGAAAAUAGCAGCACAUUCAAUUGUACAGAUAAAGACUUAUCAAGCGUAAUAUUCAUACAAAGUGCAUGGUGUUAAAAAAAGUUUUAUAAGUGAUAAGAAGAGACGAAACCUAUUAGAGCAAAAAGAAGGAAAAAACGAAGAAGUGAAGAGAGCAAGACUUUUUAAUUUAUUAUUUAUAUAUUAGCUGUAAAAAGUAAAACAAGAAGCAAAACAAGUUGUAAGCAGUUGAACGAAAAAAACGGAUCCAACACUACGUGAGAAAGCGAAUGAUACCAAGAUAACAAACAACAUUUUAACCUGUAAACAGAAACAGGAAAAGGUUGGAGAGCGUUGUUUUUUCCGAAGAAGCAAACAAGAGCGGCCAUCAUCAUCCCCGCCAGUCAUUUUUAGACUAUUGGAGAAUAAAAGCAGUGACGUUUGUAGCAUAAGUGUAAAAAGAAUCCAUUUAUAAGCGCAGAAUACUAGUAGAGUUAUAAGCCAAGCUAGACGCACUCUACUACAAUCAUCAUGAUGACUGAAACGCUGAAUUCUAAUAAUCACCUUAGCCAAAAAGGCGAGAACAAAAUGGAUGACAUGGGAUGGAAAGCCAAACUCAAACUACCGCCCAAAGAUAAUAGAGUUAAGACAAGUGAUGUAACGGAUACUCGUGGUAACGAGUUUGAGGAGUUUUGCCUGAAGCGGGAAUUGUUGAUGGGUAUCUUCGAGAAGGGCUGGGAAAAACCGUCGCCAAUCCAGGAAGCGGCCAUCCCGAUUGCACUAGUCGGUAAGGACAUCUUGGCGAGGGCCAAAAACGGUACCGGCAAAACGGGCGCGUACAGCAUCCCUGUACUAGAGCAAAUCGAUCCGACCAAGGAUUACAUCCAGGCGCUGAUCAUCGUGCCGACGCGUGAGCUGGCACUGCAAACAUCACAGAUUUGCAUUGAACUCGCGAAGCACAUGCAUAUCCGGGUAAUGGUGACCACCGGUGGAACCAACCUCAAGGAUGAUAUUAUGAGAAUAUAUCAGAAAGUUCAAGUGAUCAUCGCUACGCCCGGCCGUAUACUGGAUCUGAUGGACAAGGAGGUAGCGAAUAUGGCCAACUGUCGUAUGUUAGUAUUAGACGAAGCGGACAAACUACUGUCGCAAGACUUCAAGGGCAUGCUGGAUCAUGUCAUAAUGAAAUUGCCAAAAGAGCGUCAGAUUUUGCUGUUCUCGGCGACAUUCCCACUGAGCGUAAAGAACUUCAUGGAAAAGCAUCUGCGCGAGCCAUACGAGAUCAAUCUGAUGGAGGAGCUCACCCUAAAGGGUGUGACACAGUACUACGCGUUCGUCCAGGAGAGGCAGAAGGUGCACUGCCUUAAUACCUUAUUUUCCAAGCUCCAAAUCAACCAGUCGAUCAUCUUCUGCAAUUCGACACAACGUGUCGAACUGCUGGCGAAAAAGAUCACCGAGCUCGGCUACUGCUGCUACUACAUCCACGCCAAGAUGCAGCAGGCGCACAGAAAUCGCGUUUUCCAUGACUUCCGAUCCGGACUGUGCCGGAAUCUGGUCUGCUCUGAUCUCUUCACGCGAGGUAUCGAUGUACAGGCUGUGAACGUUGUUAUUAAUUUCGAUUUCCCCAAGAUGGCAGAGACCUACCUGCACAGAAUUGGCCGAUCCGGACGUUUCGGACACCUCGGUAUUGCCAUUAAUCUGAUCACCUACGAAGAUCGAUUCGAUCUUCACCGCAUCGAGAAAGAGUUGGGCACCGAAAUCAAGCCAAUCCCCAAGGUGAUUGAUCCCGCCCUUUACGUGCCUCGACCAGAGGAUCAAAACAGCACACAGGAGGAACAGAACAUUAGCAAAUAAGCGCCAUCAUUAGCCCCCACUAGUAGUAGGCAGUAGUAUGUAGUACAUCGUCCGAGGGCCGCUGGGACAAGUCCCUUGGAAUCUGCACCCGACCGACAAUUGUUCAGCCAUAGGCUGACCCUGCAGUUGAUACAUGAGAACAUAGAAAAAGUAAACCAAUAAGAAAAGGAUCACCUGCCCGACGUCGAUGUACUUCAAAGCUACAGACACAACCACAACAGAGAAAUGGAGUCUUCAAAUUAUUACACUUUUUUGUUAAACGGAAGGAAAACUUUUUAAGAAGCGUUCUUAUGGAAGAAGAAAGAUGCCGAUGAAUUCAAACAAAAUAUCCACAAACUUAAACUACUAUACUAUCGUGCGGAUGAGGCGUAUUGGGAUGGAAGUGACUGCUGAGCGAAUCCGAGGAAUGACCGAAGUGCGUGAAUGGGCGUGUGCUAGGAGGAAAAAAUCGCGUGGAAUCAAACUAUCAUCAUUGUCGCUGUGUAUAUUGGGAAAAACAAGCAGUAGGAAUAACUUCAGCACUUUUGUAUCCCAAUAAAUGGUAGACGAAACUAGCAAGAGAAAGCAGGAAACACUUCAGGCGGGUGCGUAACGUAGGCACAGCCCUUGCCAUUCAGAUUACCGAGCUGGAAGCUUAUGUAAAUAGGAAAAUUGGAACAACCAGUUGGACGCGACCAUAAUCGAUGUAGCCGUGGAUGAAAACAAGUAAAAAGAGUUCCUGGAGCCCAGCAUGGCCGCAUGUGCCACGUUAUCAUCCGCUGCUUUUCAUCUAGUGUAUUACUGCAAUACAUCCAUCAAAAACAACGGCACUCAACUACUGCGAAACCAAGCGAGAGAGAGUAUACAGAAGCAGCGCUUUACAAACUUAAGAGACGGAGAGCAGAUACGUUGAUCGGUAAGAAGCAAGUUUUUUUUUUUAAAUAGUGAAGAAUUCGAAAAGGAAAAUACACAAACAACAUACAACAACGGCAGAUCAAUGUGCAAUCUUACACUGACUGUGGAGCUGAUGCUAAUGGUAAACAACAGUUCACUGUUCUUAGUGGAUCAAAGUUAGUCUCGGGUUUGUGAAGAAAGUUUCACGCAAUCGCGCAGUCCACUGUAAAACGGGCUAAAUUUACUGUCUUCGUACUCAUCUCAAAUGCAUCGUCAAAUUCAUUUAUAGUCCCUUUUUGUAUUUUUUUUUUUCGUUUCGUUUAUCAUUUCCGUCAAAAAAUGAAUUGUAGAAGUUCAAGAAGAUACUGUUUUUGAAACGUUCAAUUUGGUUCUGUACUCACGAUGGAGGAGCCGCUCAUUGGACACUAGAACACAAGAAGAAGCUAAACCUGUUCUAAAUCUAUUGAAAUGUCGCUAUGUUCAACAGAACCAAGUCCAAGAUGUGCUUUCUUCCGCCGGUACUUUUUCCUCUACAAUUCAAUCAAAACAUUAAAAAAUUAUGAAUCAAUAGCAUAUUGUUUAUCAUCGUUUCCAAACUCGCAUCCACGUAACGUUUAUGAGGUAUUUAUAUAUUUCUUUUUUAAAAAUUCUAAAGCAGAAAAGACCAUUUCCAACUCACUUGGAAGUUUGAAAUGCUUUUUCCAGCUGUAGAUACUGAUGUUCAAAAGGAAAAUUUAUAUCGCUUUCGUACGGAUGAUUUCCGGUUUCAUUUCAUUAUUUACUGCAGAAAUGGCAUAUACGACAUCAACUGAACUGGAAAUCAAAAUACCAUCACCGAUUUUGAAUGAUUAUGCUUGUCAUGUUCCAGAUCAGUUGCCGUCGCGCUGUUUCGACAAACAACUUAUAGGUUAAGAAUUGAGGAGUCGGUUCUUCGUUUAAGAAGAAUUGAUUCUUCGCUAGGACACUAGUACACAGGAUUACAAUAACAUACGAUCUGCGGGUGCUCUCAUUCUGCUUCAUAUUUGGACUGAAUGGAAUUUCUAAAACAGCAAAGUUUCCGCUAUCCAGUGUACUUUAAAAAAAAAUCAGAAGCUGUUGACCGCAUCUCACCAUCCAACAUAUUCAAGCGGCAGCACUUGGGUUAAUAAUAUCAUAAGUUUAAUCCUAAACGAAAUUACACCCAAGAAAAACAAACAAUUGACUCGGGUGUUGAGAAUUUGUUAAGAGUUGAACACGGUUAACUAUGAACGUACCAGAAAUCUAUCAGGGUUAUUAAACCUCGAAAAUUGUGAAUCAAAAUCGCAACACCAAAGUCAGCAGUUUUUUUAAACUAUGUGUUCUUUUCUGAGCCUUGAAGGGAAUAUUAGUGUCAACAUCUUUUCCCUUUCAAGCGAUACUCAAUUGGUGGCAUUUUGGAACAACAUUUGAUAAAAAAACGGGAAAAUAAGCCCGACUCCAGAUGUGAUAAAUCGUUUUCUGAAUUAUUCCUAGUAGAAUUAGCACUGAUGAAAUUGGCGAAAUAAAAAUACUAGCGAUUGUCAACAUAAUGGAACGUGCAAUUUGAAUUUACGUAUAAGCUUACCAGCAGCGUUUCAAUAGCAUCGGCGCAUCAGAAUCUCCGGUACGUAAAUUUGAAUUGCAGGUAGAAGGAAGAUUCUUGACUUUCCAAGUUGCGAAAGUCUCAACAUUUACAGGGUGGGUCGUUUGUGCAGCAAGCGUAUAACGAAGCAAUCGAAUAUUAAAUAUCUGAAACAAUGGUAAAUCCAGGCAAAACAAUUGUGAUCUCUAUCAAUAAAACAAAUUAUAGGAAAAUACAAGUCACUUUCUUUAUUGUACUGUUUGACUUAGAAUUUUGCUGAUGAUUUUUUUCCAUUGAAGUGCAAUCUACAUUUGUAUUUUCAGUAUUUGAAUGCAUUGACUGCCACUGUUUCGUACUAAAAGAUUCUACAAAAGGUACAGUUUUUUUAGACAACUUUCACUUACUGAGAAUUAAAAAUAGUCCUUGUUUUUAAAGAUUCAUCAUUGUAGAAGCAUUUGUCUUGUUUUGAAUAAUAAAUUCUAUUUUCAACAUUGAAAUUAAUGUGCAAGUAAGAGAGUUAGACCGGCGAAGAGAAAACAAUUACUUCAUAGUACCUGUUAUUUACACGAACUAAGGAAGAUUAAUGCCAGAAUAGAAAAUAUUCCAAACGGGGUACGUACCAGUCCGACGAUCAGACCACAAACCGUUGCCUCAUUUUGGAAAAUGUACGGAGAUUCAUCACAAAUCAAAGCCAAGUUUUCACAUUUCAAAAGAAAUCCUCUCUCACCGUUUGCCUUACACGUACGAUUUUCUAGUGUCAAAAUUUCCGCGUAGCGACAAGGAUCGCUCAGAGAUUUCAGGUAUGCGUCCAAAUUUGCUCAAAACAACAGUUAACAAGCCUUUACUACUAGUAGGUGAGACAUUUCCAUACAAAUCAAUCCAUCUUCGAUCAGAUUACUUCUUGUGCCCGGGAUAGCAGUUUUGAUUGGCUUUGAUUUGUGAGAUAUAAAAUUAAAAAAAAAAACCGAGACACUGAAUUGAAAAAAUUAGUUCUAAAUCUAUUUCCUAUAAUUUCAAAUAGAAGUUUAAGGAAUAAAAUCAAACAAGGAAAACGACCGAAGCGAAAAUAAGUGAUGUGUGAAAACAGAUGAAAUCACUGUACCUGAUAUUUGUUAUUGUGAGAAAUAUGUUUAGAAAAGAUUUUAGAUCAAAAGAUGUGAAAGAAAAAAAAACAAAAAAAAUAAAACUGCUAUCAACAACCGAA